AAAUUGGUUCAGUAAAAAGGCAUUACAUUCAUGUCAUGAACACAUGGGGACCUGGGGGGUAUUCCAGAAAGCAGGUUCAACAACCUCUGAGUCUAUCCCUGAACUCUGAGAUGACUUACCCUGAGAUGGGAAACUCUGGGUAUCCGGUUCCAGAACAGCUGAUCUGAGUUAGUUCAAUCAUCUCUGAGUAUGUCAGCCUCGGGUUACGCGCGUGCACAACCACUAUAAAAAGCCAUCAUCAAUGGAGCCCCGAUUUCACGAGUCACCAUGACAACGGAAAAAAAACAAAGAUCGACCUAUUUCACCGCGGUAGAGUUGGAGAUACUCAUGCAGUCCUACGGCGAGUAUGAGCACAUAUUUCGCCGAAAAAGUAACACGGCUGCAGCAGCGAAGGAGAGAGAGACUGCAUGGGAGAAAAUUGCUGCCCGAGUCAACGCGUGCAAUCCAACAGGAGAAAGGAGGACUUGGAGGCAGUUAAAAAUGAAACAUAAAAACAUUAUUCAAAAAGCCAACAGAAAGAAGGCAGAGGCCCGAAAAACGGGUGGAGGGCCACCUCCACCACCUCUGACAGAGGCUGAGGAGCUGGCCCUCAGCCAAAACAGGGGUCGGCCUGUGGCUGAGGGCAUCCCCGGGGGAAGCUCAUCUGAGCCGGUCAUCCCCCAGGACACAAGUGCCUACAUCAGAUUUGUGGAUGGUGUGAUCUGCCUGGCCCAGCCUCCGACAGAAGCAAUUGCUAACCCUGCAGCUGAGGAGGAGGAGGCGGAGGAGGAGGAUGAUGAUGAGGAAACUCUGUCUGCUGCCACAGGGAGAGAUCCGGAGGGGCCUACUGAAGUGUGUCUUAAUAUUAUGUAUAGCUACUGGCAGUGCUCCACCCAUUCAUAUUCAUUUACAUUCUUGAGUGGAAUUUGGAGUUUGACAUGUAGGCCUACACUGAAGUGAUGAGCAUAGAUAAUGGACAAACUAGCACAUUCUUGUCCUUCAACAGAACAUGGCUGGGCAUCACCAAGAGGAGGGCCCCUCAACUUCACGAGCACAGCUUGACACAGUGAGAUUUUCAGUCAAUACCAUGUUAAAUCUGUAUGUAGAACUGCAGGAAUCAAAUG
This is a messenger RNA of Centropristis striata (black sea bass), 1103 nucleotides long. RefSeq lists its product as uncharacterized. Lineage: Eukaryota; Metazoa; Chordata; Actinopteri; Perciformes; Serranidae. The record is from RefSeq and is a predicted model, not a curated record. Bases 268 to 939 code for a protein of 223 amino acids. Gene Ontology annotation, cellular component: nucleus. The transcript has 6 exons.